CGGGCCGGGGAGCGCACGGGGUCGGAGUCUGCCAUCGCUGAGCGCAGUUCUGCUCGUCUCGCCAGCAGCCAGCGCUCCGCGCACUGAGCUGCCAGGGGAAGGCAACGCAGCUCGGCUCCGGGAGCCUAUGGCCCGGGGGGCAGAGCCGGCGCGCCCCUGAUCGCCGGCACCCUGCAGCGGGGGGCGCACGGGAAUGGCGCGGGGACUGUGCUGCAGGGCACCCUGCUGAGAUGCGCUUGGGCUGGCGCUAGGGUCCCGCUCCCCUCCGGGCUGGGGCUGCCCCUGGAUCGGCGCCGGCUCCAAGCCCGCAGCUCGCCGCGGCUGGGAGCCCCGCGCGUCCUCGCUGCCCCGUCGGGCCCCGGAGCCGUCCGAAGAGGCUUCCCAAGGACUCUUCCUGGACUUAGACUCACCCCACCAUGCCCCUCCUUGGUGUCGUCCUCUGGGUCACCCUGCUGACGCUGGGCUGGCGGGUGGCCCACGCCAAGGACUACAUCUUUGCCACGCCGAGGGUGCAGCUCUCCUUCAAAGAGCUGAAGGCCACCAGCACCGCUCACUUCUUCAACUUCCUGCUCAACUCCACGGACUACCGCAUCCUGCUGAAGGACGAGGACCACGACCGCAUGUACGUGGGCAGCAAGGACUACAUCCUCUCGCUGGACCUGCACGACAUCAACCGGGAACCCCUCAUUAUUCACUGGCCUGCGUCCCAGCAGCGGAUCGACGAGUGCGUCUUGUCGGGGAAGAACAACAACGGCGAAUGUGGCAACUUCAUCCGCCUGAUCCAGCCCUGGAACCGGACCCACCUGUACGUCUGCGGCACUGGCGCCUACAACCCCAUCUGCACCUUUGUCAACAGGGGGCGCAAAGCACAGGCCUUUGCGCUGACCCAAAGCGUCCAGCCGGGAGGACGGGGAAGCCGAGCCGCUGACUCCUCCCACAACCUGACACCAACAGAACGCAAGGAUUAUAUCUUCUACCUGGAGCCGGAGAAGCUGGAAUCAGGGAAAGGGAAGUGCUCCUAUGACCCCAAGGUGGACAGCGUCUCAGCCUUGAUAAAUGAGGAGCUCUAUGCUGGCGUCUACAUUGACUUCAUGGGCACAGAUGCAGCCAUCUUCCGCACCAUGGGCAAGCAGACAGCCAUGAGGACUGACCAGUACAACUCCCGCUGGCUGAAUGACCCAGCAUUUGUUCACGCCCAGCUCAUCCCGGACAGCGCCGAGAGGAACGACGACAAGCUUUACUUCUUCUUCCGGGAGAAAUCAGCUGAUGCCCCACAGAGCCCUGCUGUCUACUCCCGCAUCGGGCGCAUCUGCUUGAAUGACGACGGAGGUCACUGCUGCCUUGUCAAUAAAUGGAGCACGUUCCUGAAAGCCCGGCUCAUCUGUUCCGUGCCAGGACCUGACGGGAUCGAAACGCACUUCGAUGAACUCCAGGAUGUGUUCAUCCAGCAGACCCAGGACGUGAAGAACCCCAUCAUCUACGCUGUGUUCGCUGCCUCUGGGUCUGUAUUCAAAGGCUCCGCUGUAUGCGUGUACUCCAUGGCCGACAUCCGCAUGGUCUUCAAUGGGCCCUUCGCCCACAAGGAGGGACCCAACUACCAGUGGAUGCCAUACACAGGCAAAAUGCCCUAUCCACGCCCAGGCACUUGUCCCGGAGGCACCUUCACUCCCUCCAUGAAGUCGACCAAGGAUUACCCAGACGAGGUGAUCAACUUCAUGCGCUCGCACCCGCUGAUGUACCAUGCUGUGUACCCCGUGCAUCGCCAGCCACUGGUCGUGCGCAGCAACGUGCACUACAAGUUCACCACCGUGGCCGUGGACCAGGUGGACGCAGCCGACGGGCGCUAUGAGGUGCUUUUCCUGGGCACAGAUCGCGGCACAGUCCAGAAGGUGAUCGUCCUCCCCAAGGACGACCUGGAAACAGAGGAGCUGAUGCUGGAGGAGGUGGAAGUGUUCAAGGUUCCAGCCCCCAUCAAGACUAUGACCAUCUCCUCCAAGAGGCAACAACUGUACGUGGCCUCAGCCACAGGAGUGACCCACCUGGCCCUGCACCGCUGCGACGUGUACGGGGAGGCCUGUGCUGACUGCUGCCUGGCCAGGGACCCCUACUGUGCCUGGGACGGCAAGGCCUGCUCCCGAUACUCAGCAUCCUCCAAGAGGCGGAGCAGGCGCCAGGAUGUCCGGCAUGGUAACCCCAUCCGCCAGUGCCGGGGCUACAACUCCAACGCCAACAAGAACACGGUGGAGGCCGUCCAGUACGGGGUGGAGGGCAGCACGGCCUUCCUGGAGUGCCAGCCCCGCUCCCCACAGGCCACCAUCAAGUGGCUGCUCCAGAAGGACAACAGUGACCGGCGGAAAGAGCUGCGCAUGGAGGGCCGGGUGCUGCAGACAGAGCAGGGGCUGCUCCUGCGCUCCCUGCAGCUCUCAGACAGCGGUCUCUACUCCUGCACAGCCACGGAGAACAACUUCAAGCACACAGUGGCCAAGGUGCAGCUGCACGUGCUGAGCAGCGAGACCGUGCACAGCGUGCUCUUCCAGUCAGAGGCGCCCGCCCUGCAGGCUGACGGCGACGUCUCCUCCUCCGUGCUGGGCAUGCGGGCUGGCCUCCCUGGUGUCCCCAGCCCCCACUACCAGGACCUGGUGCAGCUCCUCACCCAGCCUGAAAUGGGACUCAUCAACCAGUACUGCCAAGGCUACUGGCGGCAUGCAGCCUCCGGCCACAAGGAGGCGCUGGCCAGCCUCAAAGCCAAGGAGCUGCAGGACGAGAAGAAGCCUCGAAACCGCCGGAAUCACCAGCCAGACAUGGACCAGCUCACAUGAAACCGCCACCAGGGACUUUGUAAUAACAGUGCUAUAUUUUUCCCCCCUUUUAAUAUUAAAAAUAUCUAUAAAUAUAUAUAUAAAUAUAUAUAUACACACACACUCCCCCCUCCCUUUCAAGACAGUAUUUAUUUGUAGGUUGUACAUAGUCCAUGGGAGACGCGGUCCCACCCCAUUGCCCCAUGGCCCUCUGGGUAAGAUAGCCAGGUUCCCAGAGGCACCCUGGCCAGCAGCUUGUCCUUUUCUCUUCCUAAUUUCUAUGGUACUGUAAAAUAAAAGGCAGGCACUGAGCAUAGGGGUGGGGGUAGGGUAAGAUCCCCUCCCCUAGUCCCUCAUCAAGCCAGAAGCUCUUGAUGCUAAUGUAGAAAUGGGCCAGCACAGGACCUUCUGCCCACUCUCUGGAUGCCAAGCCAGAGUGCUGGCACCUGGAGGGGCCGUUUUCUGUCUCUAGCUGGGGGGAGUGUCUCUGAGCUGAGGUGCCAUUGGCAGAGCUACCAUGUUCCCUCUCCCCCUGGCAUGGGCCCUGCGGGGGAGCCUGAGUUUGGUCUGUUUCCCACCAGUGCCCUUGGCAUGUGUGCUGGGCCUGAGCGGGAAGGGAUGGGAAGUCCAUGCUCGGGGGGUGGGGGAGGUGGAACUUCUUGGCCACUGACAAUAUCCUUCCCCUGUUGGCACUGGACAAGGAGGGAACGGGCAGGGAGAGAGAGAAGUGGUCCCCUCAAGGGUACAGGGUCCCCAGGAACCUGGCACCCAUUGUGCAUGCACGCCUGAUGGCCCAUCAUUCCUGGCGGUACUGUCCAGGCUGGGUGCCUCUCGAAUGCCCAGGAAGGCACCAUCGCUGGGCUAAACCCCGUGGGGGUCAAGGGCACAAGGCCAGGCUCUUCCACCCACCGCUGGCCACGCGUCACUCCUGCGAGGCGUAUGUCUGGGAAUGAUAUCACAGGCUCAGCCUGGGCUGAUUGGUGGCUGAUGUGAUGCCCUCCAGGGGGUGGCGCUGCAGUGGUCUAAAAAACUGGCUAAGUGGCUGGAUUAAGUCAGGGAUUCAGGAAGCAGGAGGGGUGAGGAUGUCAGCUGCAGCCGUGCUCCUCUGGUGCCAACUGCACCCAGCAGGCAUAUCCCUUCCUGGGCUCUGCUGCGGUGGCACCUUGGAGGGUACUAGGGAGACUGGGUAUAGGGGCCAGGAAUGGCUGGGGCAGACACUCCUGCCUUUCCAACCCCCGAGGUGAGAAGAAUUCUUUUUGGCAGGUGGGGGUGAAGCAAGGAAAGGACAGAGCAAGUAGGGGAAUGAAGUGCGGGGGGGUGGGGCGGGGAGAGCAGAGGCAGACAAUGGGUACCUGGACAGCCAGGUCCCCCCUACUGAGUGAACUUGGGCAAGUCACUCCCCUCUCUGUGCCUCAGUUUCCCCAUCUGAUUACUUCUCAUUAUUUAUUAAGCCAUGGCCUCACUGCCAGUGGACCUGGCCGCAUCAAUGUCUCUGCUGUGUGACUUCAUGACGGGGGAGUGUCAGUAUUGAGUUGUGAGGCAUUGUGGGUAGUGGAGUCCUGGGACACACAGUCGCUGCCCUGGGCCAUGUGUGGGACCUGAGUAGUGGGUUUCCUGGCAGCUACACUGUCCCAGUCAUGGGGACUGGGAGCUAGUGAAGAGUGUAUGCGGGGGGGGGGGGGGGCAGAGAGAUGAGAGGGUGAAAAAAAAAGGAGUCAUUGGGAGGGGGGCAGAUUGGCUGAGAGCACUGCCUGCAUUCAAUCCCUAGGCCUAGUGGCCACAGCCACACUCACCGUGGCAGACCCCAGAGUACUUGCAAAUUGGACUAACAGGCACUUCAGUCACUUAUAGGGAUGUUGGGGGGGGCGGGAGAGGCGGUGUUACAAUAGUGCCUCUGCUCCACAGCUUAAGUCAAGACUCCGAAAUUGCCCUGGGAGCUGGGGGGAGGGGAGGAAAUUGGCCUCCAGAUGCUUGGGGCAGGCAUUGGCUGCUGCUGCUGCUGCCACCAUAGGGGUUUUAAGACCUGUGAUCAAAGCACCUGCCUAAAUUAAUUGGUGGGGCGAGACAGAGCCUGGGGUUUACCCUGGCUCCCCUGCUCCCAGCCUGUGCUGCCUGGGUUCACCACUAGAGGCCAACCUCAGCCCUGGAUUCAGCAGGGGGCCCCAGCUCAUGGGCUCACAGAGCCGCUGGCAUGUUGUCCACACCACCCCAAUAGUUCAGGCCAAGUCCGUGGCUGGUGCAAAGCAGCGCGGCGUCACAGCCUGCCAUGGGUGUUGGUGGGGCUUCGCCCCCUUCCCACCAGCUGAGGAUCCAGCCUUGGCCCCUCCGGAGUCAGGUGCCCAUCCACCCACUAGUGUGGCAUGGUCCCAGCACACACAGGCACUCCAUGGCUGCUAGCAGCUGCAGCACUGCCCGCUGAGGAAAUCCAGGCAGGCCGGAGCAGCGAGGCCAAGCAGGGCAGGCACUGCCCCCCAGACAGCGCACAGGGAGGUUACUCAGACUCAGCACAAGGAAGCUGGCCCAAGAGCUGGGGACACAAAGAGGACUGGGUGUCAGUUUGGGAGAAGGCACCAUUAGCCACCAGGGUCACUGCCCCACCCGAGCCAUGAUUCGUGGGCACAGCCACAUCCAGCCCUGGCACUACACACUGUUAAGGCCAGGUGUCUGGCAGGGGCAGAUAGAAGCCAGGCCCCUUAAGCAUCUUCAGUAAAAGCUAGACAGUCCAAUGGAAAACUACCCCUAAUUUCAGAUGAGAGAAAAACGUGAGAUGGUCAUCACGCUGGGACACACUUCAUCCUGCAAUUCCACCACAGUCAGAGUGCCCGGCACCCCAGGGGCUGUGCCCAUCUCUAGUCACAUGACAGGCAUCUGAGAGUCAUCCGUUGGUUUUCCUCUGAGAUAACAAUGCCGAGUUCCUUACCCACACACACCCCCUGAUAGGGCUCCACUCUGCCCAAGCAGAUGGAUGAGGGAGCAAAGCAUCCUGGGGUCAGCUAUGCAAACUCCAAAGCAGGAAGUCAGGCCCUGAGAGCCCUGCCCCUUUGCUCCCAGCUAGUUGCAACUCAAAAGGGUACACCAUGGGGCAUAGGGACAGGCAGGGAGAGCUCACCCUUGCCAAGCCAGACUAGUAAGGAAGGAAUUGUGCCCUUUGCAUCCCAGUGCGCCUAAUGCCUGGUGUUAACCACUUCGAAGCGGGCCGCUUCUGUGAUUGAGUGGCCCACGCUUAUGUGGUGUGUACUGACAGGUACAUACCAGGGCCAUGCCCAUCCAUUUCCCUCACCCCAACCCCCACCCCAUGGGACAGCUGCCUGCGCUAGUUCAGACCAAGUGCAUCUGCUUUCUGGUGUAAAUAGUUGUAAAUGGCGAAUAUAAUGGAAGCGGAGCAGGCAGCAAGGCUGAGCUCCAAGGCACAUCACACCUGUAAUGUGAACUUCCUGUGGCUGGGAACAAACUAAUAAACACUGGCUUUGUUUAUGGA
Molecule: messenger RNA, 6276 nt
Organism: Gopherus flavomarginatus (Mexican gopher tortoise)
Lineage: Eukaryota; Metazoa; Chordata; Testudines; Testudinidae
Gene: SEMA3F
Product: semaphorin 3F
Exons: 19
Coding region: 417-2819 (800 amino acids)
Biological process (GO): neural crest cell migration; axon guidance; negative regulation of axon extension involved in axon guidance
Molecular function (GO): chemorepellent activity; semaphorin receptor binding
Source: RefSeq, a predicted model, not a curated record